AGGGACCGAAACCCUCGUGACUGGAACGCUCGUGGCGCAAGUUCCACCACCCCAUUUAGAAAAAUAGUGACACCCACACCCCUUCCAGGACGGGCCAGGGCGCUACCACGCUCCCGGGACCGAGGGGAGGCUCCUAUCCGGACGUGACAGCACUUUGACCCGGAACAGGAGGGAGCCGGGUCAGCGGGUUCUCGGCCGCGGCUAUGGAGGGAGCCGGUUACAGGGUGGUGUUUGAGAAGGGAGGCGUGUACCUGCACACCAGCGCCAAGAAGCACCAGGACCCGGACUCCCUCAUCGCUGGCGUCGUCCGUGUUGUGGAGAAGGACAACGACGUCCUUCUGCACUGGGCUCCGGUGGAGGAGGCUGGAGAUUCCACCCAGAUCCUCUUCUCCAAGAAGGAUGCCAGUGGAGGGGACUCCUGCACCUCGGAGGACGAGCCAACCUUUGACCCCGGCUAUGAACCCGACUGGGCUGUCAUCAGCACUGUGCAGCCACGGCCCCGCCGCUCAGAACCCACGAGGGGUGCGGAGCCCAGCUGCCCCCGGGACUCCUGGGCCUUCUGGGUGAGCCUGGGGGAGCUCAAGUCCAUCCGCCGGUCCAAGCCAGGCCUCAGCUGGGCCUACCUGGUCCUGGUGACCCAGGCCGGGGGCUCCCUGCCCGCCCUGCACUUCCACCGCGGGGGCACCCGCGCCCUGCUCCGCGUCCUCAGCCGCUACCUGCUGUUGGCCAGCUCCCCGCAGGACUCCCGCCUCUACCUCGUCUUCCCGCAUGACUCCUCCGCGCUCUCCAACUCCUUCCACCACCUCCAGCUCUUCGACCAGGACAGCUCCAACGUGGUGUCCCGCUUCCUCCAGGACCCCUACUCCACCACCUUCAACAGCUUCUCCCGCGUGACCAACUUCUUCCGGGGAGCCCUGCAGCCCCACCCGGAGGGGGCCUCCCGCGACCUUCACCCGGUCCCCGACGACGAGCCCGAGCCUGGGUUCGAGGUCAUUUCCUGUGUGGAGCUGGGGCCCCGGCCGGCCGUGGAGCGGGCGCCCCCGGUCACAGAGGAGGAGUGGGCCCGCCACGUGGGCCCCGAGGGCCGCCUGCAGCAGGUCCCCGAGCUGAGAGCCCGGAUCUUCUCAGGAGGUCUGAGCCCCAGCCUGAGGCGAGAGGCCUGGAAGUUCCUCCUGGGCUACCUCAGCUGGGACGGCUCCGCCGAGGAGCACAAGGCGCACGUGCGCAAGAAGACGGACGAGUAUUUCCGGAUGAAGCUGCAGUGGAAGUCGGUGAGCCCCGAGCAGGAGCGGAGAAACUCGCUGCUGCACGGAUACCGCAGCCUCAUCGAGAGAGACGUGAGCCGCACGGACAGGACCAACAAGUUCUACGAGGGUCCCGAGAACCCGGGGCUGGGCCUGCUGAACGACAUCCUCCUCACCUACUGCAUGUACCACUUCGACCUCGGCUACGUCCAGGGCAUGAGCGACCUUCUCUCCCCGAUCCUCUACGUCGUUCAGAACGAGGUGGACGCCUUCUGGUGUUUCUGUGGCUUCAUGGAGCUUGUGCACGGGAACUUCGAGGAGAGUCAGGAGACCAUGAAGCGGCAGCUCGGGCAGCUCCUGCUGCUCCUCCGGGUGCUGGACCCGCCGCUCUGUGACUUCCUGGACUCCCAGGACUCUGGCUCUCUCUGCUUCUGCUUCCGGUGGCUGCUCAUCUGGUUCAAGAGGGAAUUCCCCUUCCCGGAUGUUCUUCGGCUGUGGGAGGUGCUGUGGACGGGGCUUCCGGGCCCCCAUCUGCACCUGCUGGUGGCCUGCGCCAUCCUGGACAUGGAGCGGGACACCCUCAUGCUCUCAGGCUUCGGCUCCAAUGAGAUCCUCAAGCACAUCAACGAGCUGACCAUGAAGCUGAGCGUGGAGGACGUACUGACCAGGGCCGAGGCCCUCUACCGGCAGCUGGCCGCCUGCACGGAGCUGCCGCACAACGUGCAAGAGGUCCUGGGCCUGGUCCCGCCCGCAGCGCCGCACAGCCCCUCGCCUCCCGCCUCCCCACUGCCGCUGUCGCCCACCCGCACCCCGCCGGCCCCGCCACUCCCCGCGGACGCAGCGGCGCAGCCGGACAGCAGCCUGGAGAUCCUGCCUGAGGAGGAAGAGGAGGACGGCGUGGGCUCCUAAGUUGCUGGGCUGGGCUGGCCCGGCUGCAGCCUGCCCGGCGCACAGCACUUUAUCCAGCUCCCGCCCCGUGACCACACCCACGGGCUGGGGGUGGAGCCAGCAAAGGGGCGGGGCUCCCGCCUGGCCCCGCCCUCCGAUUAGCCGGUUUCAUUAACUGACAUUUCUGUGUCCCGUUGGCCGCCUGUAGGUGUAGGAAGGGGAGGGGGUGGUGCGUGUUCCCCUCUGACCGCUCCGCCGAGCAGGUGUUUGACCGCGGACCCCGAACCGGCCAAUGAGAUUAAGAGGAGGUCCCUUGGGGGUGAGUGGUGUGGGGGAGGGGCUUGUGGAGGCAGGUGGAGGAGUGAGGAUGGGGUGCAGCCUUAUAGGGCAGGGACACAUCCUGGACAUAACUGACAUGGAAGGGCCUACAGAGCUGCUCAGACACUGAGGACCUGCCUACCAGCGUUACUGGAGGA
Molecule: messenger RNA, 2608 nt
Organism: Myotis daubentonii (Daubenton's bat)
Lineage: Eukaryota; Metazoa; Chordata; Mammalia; Chiroptera; Vespertilionidae
Gene: TBC1D17
Product: TBC1 domain family member 17
Biological process (GO): activation of GTPase activity
Molecular function (GO): GTPase activator activity
Source: RefSeq, a predicted model, not a curated record